Molecule: messenger RNA, 908 nt
Organism: Solanum dulcamara
Lineage: Eukaryota; Viridiplantae; Streptophyta; Magnoliopsida; Solanales; Solanaceae
Exons: 3
Coding region: 1-786 (261 amino acids)
Biological process (GO): glucan catabolic process
Molecular function (GO): beta-glucosidase activity
Source: RefSeq, a predicted model, not a curated record
AUGAAAGAGAGCAAGAGAUCUGAUAGUGAAGCUUUUUCAUUAGCAAAGUAUAAAGUAGCUCGAAAUGGAGUAAACUGGGAAGAACAGUUGCAACUUAUGCACUGUUUGAAGAAUGAUCUACAAAGCUGUGCACGAACUACCAUUUUAAAUGCUGUGAAAAACACAGUCCAUCCACCUACACAAGUGGUCUACCAGGAUAAUCCAGACGUAAACUUUGUCAAGUCCAACCACUUCUGCUAUGCCAUUGUUGUCGUGGGUGAGAUACCCUACGCAGAGAUGUUUGGUGAUAGUGCAAACCUUACAAUAGCUGACCCUGGUACGAGCAUCAUAUCCAAUGUCUGUGGGGUUGUGAAGUGUGUGGUAGUUGUCAUUUCUGGGCGUCCAGUUGUGAUGGAACCAUAUCUUGCAAAUAUAGACGCCCUCGUGGCUGCUUGGCUUCCAGGAAUUGAAGGACAAGGUGUUGCUGAUGUUCUGUUUGGUGACUAUGGAUUCACUGGCAAACUCAAGCGCACUUGGUUCAAGUCAGUUGAUAAGCUUCGCAUGAAUGUUGGUGAUCCACAUUACUAUCCUUUGUUUCCUUUUGGAUUUGGUCUCACUAUUGAGCCUCUUGAGCUAAAAUUCACCAAUAGGCCCGGAGCAUUAACUCCCUCACUCUCCCAACAUCCCAGCCAACUUCCAAUAAAUGGCUCCUACCCCAUCUCCUAUACACCACCUGGAGAUGACCCGUUAAACUUCACUUCUAUUAAAAAAAAUUCAAAAACAAGAAAAAAGAUAAUUCACCAUUGAGCCCGGACCAGUAACUCCCGCACCGUACCAAAAUCCCAACCAACUCCCAAUAAAUGGCUCCUAUCUCAGUCCAGCUGAAUUAAUUACUGAAUCUACUCAACAAAAAAAUGGAUUUAUCUAAU